UCCUGGAUCGUCCCCGACUCCCAGAUCGUCCCUGGCUCCCAGGGUGCCCCCGGUUCCCAGGGUGUCCCUAGUGCCUCGGGUGUCUCUGGCGCCCCGGAUGUCCCUGGGUCUGGACUCAAAUCGUUCUAGCUCCUUUAGGAGAGAGAGCUCCACUUGGUAUCAAGAGCCACAGCUGCAAUACCGGCGGCCCACCAUUCGCUUCAGCCUCCGCCCCAAGACAUCUCGCCGCCUGUCGCAGCGGUCAGCCACCACCUGCGUCUCGCUCAUCAGUGCCUUCAACGAGCUGGCAAAGAUGGGUGACCCGGACCUGUUGGAGAUGGUGGAGGAGGAAGGUUUAAGAGCCAAAGAAAUAAACUAUGUUUUCCAAAGGAGUGAGAGCCUGGUCUCCAGGGAUACCAGCUUCCUCAUCAGUGAUGAGCCACAGCCAUUGCCUCAGAAGCGAUUCAAUUUGUUCCUGAGGAGGCGUCUGAUGUUUCAAAGAAGCGAACAAAGCAAAGAUUCAAUCUUCUUCAAUGAUGGAGUUAGGCAGAUCGACUUUGUCCUUUCUUAUGUGGAAGAUGUGAAGAAAGAUGCAGAGCUAAAGGCAGAAAGAAGACGCGAGUUUGAACUAAAUCUCAGGAAAACGGGUCUUGAGUUGGAAAUUGAAGAUAAAAUGAACUCUGAAGAUGGAAAAACCUUUUUUGUGAAGAUCCACGCCCCAUGGGAGGUCCUAGUCACUUAUGCUGAAGUGCUGGGAAUCAAGAUGCCUAUUAAGUUGAGUGACAUCCCACGACCAAAGUACACACCUCUGAGGUACAUGCUUGGGCCUGUGAAGCUCCCAGCCACUGUGAAGUACCCUCACCCUGAGUAUUUCACUGCCCAGUUCAGCAGACAUCGUCAGGAGCUCUUCCUCAUUGAAGACGAGGCCACUUUCUUUCCAUCUUCAGCUAGAAACAGAAUUGUUUACUAUAUUCUGUCACGAUGCCCUUUUGGAGUUGAAGAGGGGAAGAAAAAGAUUGGAAUCGAAAGAUUACUAAACUCCAACACUUACUUAUCUGCCUACCCACUCCACGAUGGCCAGUACUGGAAGCCAUCCAGGACUCCUUCUCACAUCAAUGAGAGGUACACCCUUCACCAGAACUGGGCUCGGUUUUCCUACUUUUACAAGGAGCAGCCUUUAGAUUUGAUUCGGAAUUAUUAUGGAGAAAAGAUCGGUAUCUAUUUUGUGUUUCUCGGGUAUUACACAGAAAUGCUGUUGAUUGCGGCUCUGGUUGGCUUAGCCUGCUUUAUCUACGGUUUGUUAUCAAUGGAAAAUAACCAAACUAGCAAUGAAAUCUGUGACCCUAACAUCGGAGGUCAAAUGAUCAUGUGUCCACUUUGUGAUGGAGUCUGUGAUUACUGGAGACUCAACACCACGUGCCUGCAUUCGAAGUUCUCCCAUCUGUUUGAUAAUGAGUCAACCGUGUUCUUUGCCCUCUUCAUGGGGAUCUGGGUCACACUGUUUCUGGAGUUUUGGAAACAGCGACAAGCCAGGCUUGAGUAUGAGUGGGAUCUGGUGGACUUUGAAGAAGAGCAACAGCAGCUCCAGCUGCGGCCCGAGUUUGAAGCCAUGUGUAAACGGAAGAAGUUGAAUCCUGUGACGAAGGAGAUGGAGCCACACAUGCCCCGGUGCCAUCGCAUCCCAUGGUACUUUGUGUCAGGGACCACAGUGAUCUUUGGGAUGGCUCUCCUCCUCAGCAGCAUGGUGUCCAUCAUUGUGUAUCGCCUGUCAGUCUUUGCCACUUUUGCCAGCUUCAUGGAAAGUGAAGCCACCCUGCAGAAUGUGAAGAGCUUCCUCACCCCCCAGCUGGCCACCUCUCUCUCUGGAUCAUGCCUGAACUGCAUUGUCAUCUUGAUCUUGAAUUUUUUCUAUGAGAAGAUAUCUGCCUGGAUUACAAAAAUGGAAAUUCCUCGAACUUACCAGGAGUAUGAGAGCAGUCUCACUCUGAAGAUAUUUCUCUUCCAGUUUGUGAAUUAUUACUCAGCUUGCUUUUACGUGGCCUUCUUUAAAGGGAAGCUCGUGGGCUAUCCUGGAAAGUACACAUACAUGUUUAACUUAUGGAGAAGCGAAGAGUGUGAUCCUGCAGGCUGUCUGAUAGAGCUGACAACCCAGCUAACCAUCAUCAUGAUUGCAAAACAGCUUUAUACUAACGUCUAUGAAGCCUGUCAACCCUUGGUUUUUAAUUGGUGGAGACGCCGAAGAGCCAGGACCAACUCUGAGAAGCUAUACAGUCGCUGGGAGCAAGAUCAUGACCUUCAACCUUUUGGACAACUUGGGCUGUUCUAUGAGUACUUGGAAACAGUUAUCCAGUUUGGGUUUGUCACGCUGUUCGUGGCCUCCUUUCCCCUGGCCCCCUUGUUUGCUCUCAUAAACAACAUUAUGGAGAUCCGAGUGGAUGCCUGGAAGCUGACGACUCAGUACAGGAGACCUGUGGCUGCAAAAGCUCACUCCAUAGGUGUCUGGCAGGACAUUCUCUAUGGAAUGGCCAUCAUUUCCAUUGCAACUAAUGCCUUCAUUGUUGCCUUCACAUCUGACAUCAUCCCACGGUUAGUUUACUUCUAUGGCUACUCAAGCAAUUCCACAGAGCCCUUGAGUGGAUAUGUCAAUAACAGCCUGUCAGUGUUCCUGAUAGCUGACUUCCCCAACGACACAGCGCCCAUGGAGAAAAAAGACUUCACCACUUGCAGGUACAGAGAUUACAGGAACCCUCCUGAUCAUGAGAACAAGUAUGUCCAUAACAUGCAGUUCUGGCAUGUCCUUGCCGCCAAGAUGGCCUUCAUCAUAGUGAUGGAACACAUUGUGCUUCUGUUCAAAUUUUUAUUAGCAUGGAUGAUACCAGAUGUUCCAAAGGAUGUCACAGAGAAAAUCAAACGAGAAAAGUUAAUGACUGUAAAAAUUAUCCAUGACUUCGAGCUCAACAAGUUGAAAGAAAAUUUGAAUUUUGAGUACAGUAACAUCAUUAGGGAUGACACAGAGGAAGACAACAGAUCCCUGGGGAGCAAAUCCUCUGUCUAAUCCACAUGCAAGGAGAGAAGCUCUGCACCCUUCUCUGUUCACUGUUGCCUCUGGGUUUCUGGCUGGAUGUUGGAAUCCAUAUAUCCAUUUGUUUUACUUUCUUCCUUUUAUUUUUAACUCAGAGACUUCCUGCCCUUUGCUAGAGGCUGACAUCAGAAGAGAACACAGGCAGGCACUAUCCACUGGGCUCUCCCAGGGGGUAACUCGUGGAGUCCUGAAGACAGUUGCAGGUGGUGCCACUGGACGCAGAGUCUGGGAAAUCAUGAAGUAUUGCUACUUAGAGUGAAAUGCUGGCCUUGGGGAUGCUUGGUCACUUCCCAGAGCAACUGCGCAUCUCUGCUCUCUCCUGUUGAGUGUUUUGUCUCCCUCCCAACAAGAAAAGGGUCACAUUGAAGAGUGAGCUAGCAACGAGAUCUGCCAUCUCAUAGAACA
Molecule: messenger RNA, 3466 nt
Organism: Microtus oregoni (creeping vole)
Lineage: Eukaryota; Metazoa; Chordata; Mammalia; Rodentia; Cricetidae
Gene: Ano5
Product: anoctamin 5
Exons: 22
Coding region: 98-3034 (978 amino acids)
Biological process (GO): chloride transmembrane transport
Cellular component (GO): plasma membrane
Molecular function (GO): chloride channel activity; protein dimerization activity
Source: RefSeq, a predicted model, not a curated record